Molecule: messenger RNA, 612 nt
Organism: Cryptococcus amylolentus CBS 6039
Lineage: Eukaryota; Fungi; Basidiomycota; Tremellomycetes; Tremellales; Cryptococcaceae
Exons: 3
Coding region: 1-612 (203 amino acids)
Source: RefSeq, a predicted model, not a curated record
AUGAAGAAGAAGAAGAAUCAGAAGCAAGAGCUGGGCGAGGGUGAGGGAUACGAGCAAGCUGGAGCGACUACCAAACCUGAAACGAUCUCUCAGCGCAAGGCUGAUUCGCAACCUGGGGCGCAAACCGCUUCUCAGCCAAAACCUACAGUGCCGACUUCCGAGCCGACUCUUCCAGGCAAACCAAAGCCGGGAAGGAUUAUCAGCAAUGAAUCACCAAUAGCCGAUUUCAGGCGCGUGAUCAAGGAUGGUGAUGUGUUUCGGAAGGCGAUCCAGGACAUGGGCGAGGUGGUCCGGGAGAAUGUGGCAGCGAGCUUCUCGAGACAGGCUUUUCCCGUGGCGAUCGAGUGUUUGGCGUUGAUGAGGGAGACGGCACUGGAAUAUGAGAGGUGGAGACGUAUGAUGAGUAAGCUUUGCUUUUGCGGGUCGGUCUUGACUGACGGGUUGUUUAGAUAUGUCGAGUCUCUGGAAAAGGUCGUCAAGGGGCCAGGGUUGAAGCACUUAAACUUUUGGCAAGAGUUUGAAAAGGCCGGCCAGAGUGUAAGCAAGAUAUCGGAAGAAGAGGCAGAAGCCGCUCUGAACGGCGAAGAUCGAGAGCCGCCACAUGUUGUAUAG